AUGUAUGUCAACAGAACAUAAGGUUUAGAGUUAUGAAGAAGACACAUUUGCCUUUUUCCUACCCCAGCCAAAACAUAACAAAACAUAACUUUUCAAAGCAAUUGGGUAUCUUAUCUUUCCAUAUGGUUGAUUCCAGUAAAAAGGCCUAGGUCACCCAUAUAGCUACACGUAGGUUCUACACAUGUGGAUGUAUUUAUAAAAGUGCUAUACAUAAUGCACAUUGACCUUGAUCUGACCUCUCCUGAUAAAAAUUGAUAAUAUAAACAAUACCAAUAAAAAUAAACAAUACAUCUUAUCAAUAAUAGGGUGAAUUAUUGUAUAAAAGAUAACAAUUCGGAUCAUAGUCUGCUUGCUUACAGUAUCAGUAGACAGAGCCACUAAUAAUCAACAAUUACAGACACAGGGGCAGAUGUGUCUCAAAAGUGACCGUGAAUUUGUACUGAAAAGUAACGACGCAAAAUUAAGUCAGAUUUUGCAGAUCAUAAGAACAUAAAGAAUUACAGUGAAACAAAAAUGAUUGCUUUAAUUGACAAAUGUACCUACAUACUAGGGACUUUACUGGUUAUUUGUGUUGGAUUGAGCCUGGGAGGUCAAGGAUGCCCAAACCUUCCUCGAGACUGCUACUGCGAUAAAACUUUUGUGAACUGUAGCAGGAUGGGUAUUAGUAAAUUACCAGCAGGAAUACCACGUAAUACUACCACACUUAUCAUCAAUAUGAACAGCUUCAGUGAAAUCCCCAACAAUAUGUUUUCAGCAUUUCCUGAACUACAACAAUUGGAUAUAAGCAGCAAUCAAAUCACCAGUGGAGGUCUUUACCCAGGAUCCUUUGCAGGACUACCAAAAUUAUCAAAUCUGGAUUUGGGCUAUAAUUAUUUAGACCAGGUCCCAAAAGGACUCCCAAAAACAUUGACAUAUCUGUAUUUGCUCCAAACGUUAAAUAGUACAACACUUGCCGAAGAUGCCUUCAAAGGUUUGAAGCAACUUCAACAUCUGGAUAUCUCCUUUAAUAAACUUGAAAGCUUACCUAGAAACCUUUUAAAGGAUCAAAGUAAUUUACAGUUAUUCCGUGCUGACUGGAACCCAAUACCAACACCAGGUCUCCCCGAUGGAAUAUUUCUACAUCUCACAAAACUAGGUGACUUGAGUAUGCGAGGAUGCAAGCUUUCCAAGAUGAUCCCAAUGUUACCAAAGACCCUACAGAACCUAGAUGUCGCGUUCAAUCAACUGACUUAUGUCCCAGUUGAUUGCCUAGCAGGGAUGCAUCAACUUCAGACUCUUGCAUUUUGGAACAAUUCGGUAACAGGAAUCGCUGAUGGUGCAUUUCGUGACCUUGAGAGCCUAACUAUUUUUGAUGCAACAAGCUGUGCUCUAACGACCCUAACAGAUGACACCUUCAAAGGCCUAGUGAACGUAAAGACCCUUUACAUAGAUGAAAACAAGAUCAGUAAUAUAAGUGCUAAUGCAUUCGCUCCACUGAAAAACCUAGAUGCACUUUGGAUGACGAUCAACAGUGUAGCCGAGCUAAACAUGCAGACACUAAAUGGGACGGGGAUAUUACCAAAGUUGUCGACAGCAUAUCUUUGGGCCAAUCCCUGGAAAUGUGACUGCCAUCUCCGUUGGUUACGGGAAAUGGUAGAUGUCACACCUAGAUUUACAAUUGAUGCUCCACAUCUUAUGAUUUGCCAUGAACCACCUGCUAUGAAGGGGAAAACUUGGGACACUCUUAAACCAUCGGAUUUCAAAUGUUAAUCAAGUGCUUUAAUGUGUACAGGGUUCUUACUAGGCUUUUAGACUCCAGAGAUUCUCCGGAGUCUAAUGUCUUAAAACCCUCUUGCUCCAGAGUCUAAUAGCUUUUCCGGAUCGUCUAAAGUGUUUUUUCCAGAGUCUAAUUUUACAUUUUUGUCACAUUAUUUGCGGUAAAAUUCUUGAGAAAAUACAUAAAACUGGAUACAAACAAGGAAUAGGAAGUCAGAAACCUUUUAGAAAUAAAUAUUGGGAUUGAUAUAGCAAGAUAAUCUUAAGAAGUAUGUUGAAAAGUAUACUAAUAAGAUAUCUCUGAUCUCACAACCAGGAGAAGUAGUCGCAAUACUGUGAAAAAAGUAGUCACAAUAAAAUCCGGGGUCUAAAAAUUUCCUGGUGAGAACCCUGGCGUAUAUUUGUAGUUAUGGAAUAUGGUAUAUAUAUUUAAUUCACUAAAAUAAAAAAUACCUGUGUUUUCUCAUCUAGGGCAGUCUCCUUCUUCCAAGGUGCUACACUGCCAGGUAGGGUGAAACAUAUGUUGUCUCCCUCAACUUGUAGUUCAGCAACAUAUGUGAUCUUAAUAAGAACACUGGCCUGAGCUGGUAGGUUGCCUACACUUACUGUGAAUACAUC
Messenger RNA from Owenia fusiformis, 2373 nucleotides. NCBI's taxonomy places the organism in Eukaryota, Metazoa, Annelida, Polychaeta, Sabellida, Oweniidae. The record is from the annotation of a GenBank genome assembly.